This is a messenger RNA of Emiliania huxleyi CCMP1516, 849 nucleotides long. RefSeq lists its product as hypothetical. The transcript has a single exon. Lineage: Eukaryota; Haptophyta; Isochrysidales; Noelaerhabdaceae. The annotation marks the transcript as partial. The record is from RefSeq and is a predicted model, not a curated record.
GCCCCAUCUCUCCCCAUCUCUCCCCAUAUCUCCCCAUAUCUCCCGCACGGCUCGCUCGAGGUUCCACAUCGCCCCAUAUCUCCCCAUCUCUCCCCAUCUCUCCCCAUACCUCCCGCACGGCUCGCUCGAGGUUCCACAUCGCCCCAUCUCUCCCCAUCUCUCCCCAUCUCUCCCCAUAUCUCCCCAUAUCUCCCGCACGGCUCGCUCGAGGUUCCACAUCGCCCCAUCUCUCCCCAUCUCUCCCCAUCUCUCCCCAUAUCUCCCCAUAUCUCCCGCACGGCUCGCUCGAGGUUCCACAUCGCCCCAUCUCUCCCCAUCUCUCCCCAUCUCUCCCCAUAUCUCCCCAUAUCUCCCGCACGGCUCGCUCGAGGUUCCACAUCGCCCCAUCUCUCCCCAUCUCUCCCCAUCUCUCCCCAUAUCUCCCCAUAUCUCCCGCACGGCUCGCUCGAGGUUCCACAUCGCCCCAUAUCUCCCCAUAUCUCCCCAUAUCUCCCCAUAUCUCCCCAUAUCUCCCGCACGGCUCGCUCGAGGUUCCACAUCGCCCCAUAUCUCCCCAUAUCUCCCCAUAUCUCCCCAUAUCUCCCCAUAUCUCCCCAUAUCUCCCGCACGGCUCGCUCAAGGUUGCGCCCGCACGCUCACUCGCCGCCGGAUCGCGCGCGCGCGUGGCGCCAACCCUCCCUUCUCCCCCCCCCCCCCUUUUUAAAUAGAUCCAGGAGGCGAAGCUUGCCCUUCUCGACUAGCUCGAUCCAGUCGAGAAAGGUGUCCCAGAAAGACACCAAGGACACGCCUUCCCCAUGCAAUACAGACGGCCUCCGCCUGGAGACCACAGAGAACGCCAGCCUCUACUGA